Molecule: messenger RNA, 4124 nt
Organism: Carassius gibelio (silver crucian carp)
Lineage: Eukaryota; Metazoa; Chordata; Actinopteri; Cypriniformes; Cyprinidae
Product: TGF-beta-activated kinase 1 and MAP3K7-binding protein 3
Exons: 7
Coding region: 598-2316 (572 amino acids)
Cellular component (GO): extracellular exosome
Molecular function (GO): ubiquitin binding
Source: RefSeq, a predicted model, not a curated record
GCACGGCGAGCAGCUGUUGUUUGCACUGCACCGAAACUGACAGCGAGUGUUCGUUUAAACUGCUGAUUGGACUUUUUCACGAUAUUAGCAAGCUUUUGGCAGGAAUAAAGCGCAGGAUUAAUUAAUGUUAGACGUCAGUCAGAUAAACACGCGGGAGCGGCGGGCGCUGCGUUUCCGUUUCUCCCCGCGGCUAAAUACCGGACGGCUAGCGGCUGUGCUAAAGCUAACGGUUAAUAAACAGCCAGUGUUUUUUCCACCCGGAGAUAACUAACGUUAUGUGCGAGUGAAACGACUGUGUUUAUCGUGAUAUUUCUAAAUGUUCAAAAAGACUGUGGAAGCUUUUGUUUUGUAAUAAGACACCGUUCGUGUUGAUCCCCUCAAUUGUUCCUCCGUUCUAUCUUUGUCCUGUAAAAAUAGCGUUGUGUUGUAACUCUUAAACGGAUUUGGCGAUGGCUCGUCGUUGUUUCACCGCUACCAGAAGGCUCCAGACACAGGAACUGGGCAGAACUGUAGCUACUUGACUUUAAUAGGGGAUGAGAGGAGAGCAGGUGCUGCGCUCCUGGCUGCGGACUCAGUGACUCUCUCUUUGGACUCAGGAUGGCGCAGGGAGGGCCUCAGUUAGACUACCUCAUACUGCAGGACCUCAAACAGCGCUUCCCAGAGAUUCCAGAGAAAGUAGUGUCUCAGUGCCUUCUUCAGAACAACAAUAACCUGGACCUCUGCUGCCAUCUGUUGGCUCAAGAGAGUAAUAGAUACCUGUAUGAGGAGUACCACAGCCCAGAUGACUUGAACUUAAACCGGAACCACAUGCUGCGCAUUAGUGUGGGUUACCCUGCUACUGAAGGGGCUAAAAAUAGUGCUGAUGGCCGAGCUUUGGUCCACAGUUCCAGCGAUGGGCACAUCGAGCAUCCUCGAAGUGGUUUCCAUGAGCCCCUCUCCGCCCCCGCUACUAUGGCGCCAUCACCCGGCUUUAACCCCUUCUUCAUUAACGAUCAAGGACGCUCAAACAUCCCCACCCCUCCACCCAGCAUCCAAGGCAUGUCCCCCACAUACCACCCUGUCCCACGAUACAUGACUCCUAUAACAGUUACCUUAUCCCAGAACAUCCCCUCUGCCCCACAAGCACUGCAGAUACCCCCUGGUGUCUAUUGUAACAGUGGGAACACGGUGUACAUGCGUCCCUCACCGUCUCAAAGUCCUCAACCCACUCCCUGGUCCUCAUCUGGGACAUCUGUGUACCAGCAGUCUCCUUAUGCUACUCCGACAUACCAGUCUCCUUACAGCUCUCCCCAACAUCAGGUCCAGCAACCGCCUCAGGUGUUUCUGCCCAUAAGUCCCCCCACCCUCCCUGGGCUUUCCUACCAGCAGACGCCAGUUUCCCACAGGCCUUUUAUGUCCUCCAAAGUCCCUAUGAAGAACCAUAUAGAGAUCACACUGGAGGGACAACGAUCACGGAGCAACUCCCCUGUACAUGCUCCGCAGGGAACACUCUAUAUGGCCAACAGCCCUUCUCCAAGUUCCCCAUCCCGGGCUAUUAGUAUGACCGGACCCCCCGGGGCCUCCAUUCAUCAAGGAAUGUAUGUCCACCAGGGUGUGGCAAGGCCCCGGCCUGCAUCCUCACCUCAGCCGGCCAGCUCUGCGUUCAUCAAGAUCAAAGUGUCCCCUGGCCAGGCACAGCGUUCCUCAAGCUCUCCACCAGUUGAGACAGAAUCCCUCCUCAAUAUAGUGCACCAGGGUGAGCGCCACGGUGCACCUCCUCCGAUCCUGCCCAUCUCUGCCCUGCCUGGGAACAUCUCCAGUCACAUCAACCGCAUGCCUAGACGAUUCAGCUCCGGCUCGGAUGACUAUGCAUAUACUCAAGCACUGCUCCUGCACCAGCGUGCUCGGAUGGAGCGUCUGAUGAAAGAACUCAUGCUGGAGCGGCAGAAACUGGAGCAGCUGAAGAAGGAAGUGAAUGAAAUGGAAUUUGACGCCCUGCAGAGACGCUUCAGACGGGUGAACAGCACCAGCCUGAUCCCUCGGCCUGAAGAUAUGACCAGAAUUCGGUCGCAAAACAGACAACUCCAGAUUGACAUCGAUUGCACCUUGAAGGAGACAGAUCUGAUGCAGUCUCGAGGCAAGUUUGACGUGAGAACCAUGAACAACUUUUAUGAUAAUAUUCAGCCUGGUCCUGUUGUACCUCCAAGAGUUAAGCCUCCGGUCGUGCAAACGGACGAGGAUUUUGAGGGUGCUCAGUGGAACUGUGAAAGCUGCACUUUUCUUAACCACCCUGCGCUGCACCGCUGUGAACAGUGUGAGAUGCCACGCAACACUUGAGCCGGCUUCACCGCGACCCUUCCGACAGGCCAUGAACCGCACUCUUCCUACUAAUCUUCUGUUCCAUCACGCAAUGUUCAAGACCCAUCUAUCAUUCGACAAUUUUCGUCCCUUGUGCCCUCAGCUUCACCCAGCAAUAACUGAGCCAUACCCCACAGAAAAAGAGACAACUACUUUAGUAAAAUAUUAUCCAAUCAGACCCACCUUGUGUUUCCUCUUGAGGAGCUUCCUGCACUUGUAUUUACCUUUUUUCUACUGAAAGUUGCUUUAAAAGAGGAUGUAGGGAGACUUGACUUCACAGAAACAAGGGAUUGAUUGAUUGGCACUGGAGUGGACCAAAAAGGUGUGGUUUUAGGAGAGGGUGGAGCUUCCAGAUGUGAGGAGGUGUGGUUUACCAAGCUACCAUUCCAAGAGACUGUGGUGUUUACACAGAAAAAGCCCAAACAAUCCCACGUGCAGGGCUUCUCUUACAACACAUUCGUUGUUUUGAGAUAAGCAGGGGCUGAAUAAUUUUAAUGUAGACUUUACACUGUAUGUGCUCACUAUGAGCUCUUCUCAUGAAUGAUGAACACUACAAGACCUGCAUAUGAACCCAUACCUGGUACUUUUAUGCAUAUUCCGCACUGUAUUCUGUUUAAGAUGUUGAUCUCCUGUGCAAAUGCCUCAAAUUGCUGUACUUAAUAAAGGAUCUCGUUCUAUGUGACUAUAUGCUGAUGUUGAGAUCUUCAAAAUGUAAAACCACGAGCAUACCACAUUGUUCUUUUUAAAUGUUUAUUUGAUUAGUAUAUAAAUUAGAACAGUAUGCCACAACUGCAUUGAGGAUCUAAAAAUCCUAACAGAAAGCACACAAUCUCUCAAACACGCACUCAAAUGAGACAUGCACCCUAAUUCAGACACAUCAACAUGCGCACAACAGACUCACAGUGCUAAAAAAACAACCCUACAGUCUGCCUUUUACUACCUGUACGGAUACUUGUGCAAAAGACUAAUAAUCACUCCAGAUACCAGUCAAAAAACUAGUCUAUAUGAAAGACCUAGGUUUUCUACAAUGCAAAGUAUCUUCUAUCAAAUCCCUUUUAAAUUGAAUAUGCAGAUUUUUCGUUGUGUACAAAGUAAUUAAUGACAAUUCAUGUGCUAUGUACAUGAUCUGUGCUUAAAGUAACAGCUGUCUCCAUUUCUUAGCAUUUUAUGAGAUCAAAUAUGCUUUGAUACACAUCUGUGGAGAAAGGGGUGGUCAUAUUUACUGUUAUAUGGCAAAUUUUUGCAUUCGAGAUUCAGUCAUUUCAAUAAGAUACAGUGCCAAGGGGAAUUUCACUGGAGGGUGAAAGAUUUUGCAGUGGGUUCAAACUAAGUUAUCGCAUUAAAAAAUAGCCAUUUCAGUAGGGAUCCAUGCAAAAGGGGAAUUUCAAAUCUCAGAAUAUGUUUAAAUUGGUCACGUGAAAUCAUUGUGUUGACCAAUAAAGUUGCUGCACCUUACGUUGCAAUUGACCUUGGAAAGUUCUCUAUUUUGUUUUUUAACAUUACUAAUAUUUACCGUUGAUCAGUGAAAUUCUGUCAUUCCAACAGAAAUCCGUGAGAUCGGGAAUUUUACAUCAGUUUCCCAGGCAGAUUUCACUUGUAUUCAAGUUGGUCACAAAUUCCCCACGCUGACCAACAGAAAGCUGCUUGGUUUGAAAGUGACUUAAAGCUCUUGACAAUGGAUCUUUUUUACGUGCAAAAUUUCACAAACUUUGCUGCACCUUAAGGGUAAGAUCUUUGACCAGUUUAUAAUUAAUUACACUGAUUAGUACUUUCUUAUUUUAAGUUAA